This is a messenger RNA of Gamsiella multidivaricata, 1068 nucleotides long. Its product is annotated as S-adenosyl-L-methionine-dependent methyltransferase. Gene Ontology annotation, biological process: mitochondrial respiratory chain complex I assembly. Gene Ontology annotation, cellular component: mitochondrion. Gene Ontology annotation, molecular function: S-adenosylmethionine-dependent methyltransferase activity. Lineage: Eukaryota; Fungi; Mortierellomycota; Mortierellomycetes; Mortierellales; Mortierellaceae. The record is from RefSeq and is a predicted model, not a curated record. The transcript has 7 exons. The coding region runs from base 1 to 1068 and encodes 355 amino acids.
AUGACCCCCCGCACACCGACACUCCUCAGGACAGGGACAGCUGCACUCUCGAGGUGCCUGCGCACCGCUACAGCAUACCGUCCCUCCAGAUUCCAGCUUCACUCCUACUCCACAGCGCCUCCCCCACCUCCUGCUGGAACCAAGACUGUGCCUUCGACCUUCCAAGUCUUUAACCGCGAAACAAAGCGACAGCAAAAGGAACGGGCUGCCAGUAAUGCACAAUUGAGUCGUCAGGUCGACUAUGUCAAGGACGAGGUCGCCUUCCGCGUGGUCGAUCGCCUUCUGGAUAUCAAACGCGAGUUCAAUGAGGUGGUCGAGCUGGGUUCAGGAUGCGGUCAUGUCGCCAAACACGUCGAUACAGAUAUGAUGAAGAAACUGAUUAUGUGCGACAUGUCCGAGGCAAUGCUUAACCGCGAUAGGGAUGUCGAAUACGAAGGCAAACGCGUCGUUGAUGAAGAGAACCUGCCGUUCGAGGAAAACAGUUUGGAGUGCGUUGUGAGCAGUCUAUCCAUGCACUGGAUCAAUGAUCUGCCGGGUGCCAUGAUUCAGAUCCAGCGUAGCUUGAAGCCCGAUGGUGUGUUCAUUGCAGGACUCUUUGGUGGCGAUACCCUCUUUGAACUGAGAACAUCAUUACAAUUGGCAGAGUUGGAUCGUGAAGGAGGCAUCUCGCCUAGAAUCUCUCCGAUGGCUGACAGCCGUGAUCUUGGCGCUUUACUUUCUCGUGCCGGGUUCACACUUACAACAGUCGAUGUGGACGAGGUCACAGUCAAUUACCCCAGCGCAAUUGAGUUGAUGGAGGAUCUGAGGGCCAUGGGUGAAAGCAACGCUGUCAUCAAUAGAAGGGGACUCCUCAAGCGGGAUACGAUGCUGGCUGCUGCUGCAAUCUACAAAGAGAUGUACGGCAACCCAGACGGAACAGUUCCUGCCACCUUCCAGAUCCUUUACAUGAUCGGAUGGAAGCCAUCAUCGACACAGAACAAGCCUUUGGAGCGUGGCUCAGCAAGGCAUUCGCUCAAAAAUCGUCUCGAAGGCGAAGGCACCUCAGCUACGCCGACUAAACCCGAAUAA